AGCUACAAAAUCGCCCGCGCGCACCGAGAUUUGUAAAACCCUAGUACAGUGCAGUGUUGAGCGGGGAGAAAGAUCGUCGAUCGGUCAUCUUCACAUCUGCAAAAUUACAAUGGCGGACGUUGAGGCUGAUGUUGCUACCGGACAGCCGAAGAAGAGAACGUUUAAAAAGUUCAGUUACAGAGGCGUGGAUUUGGAUGCUCUCCUCGAUAUGCCGACCGAUCAGCUUGUUAACCUCUUCGUGGCUCGUGCUCGCCGGAGGUUUCGACGAGGUCUGAAGAGAAAACCAAUGGCUCUCAUCAAGAAGUUGCGCAAAGCCAAACUCGAGGCACCACCUGGUGAGAAACCAGAGCCUGUUAAGACUCACCUCCGGAACAUGAUCAUUGUUCCCGAAAUGAUUGGAAGUGUCAUCGGUGUUUACAAUGGCAAGACCUUCAAUCAGAUAGAGGUGAAACCUGAAAUGAUUGGUCACUACCUAGCCGAAUUCUCCAUCAGUUAUAAGCCUGUGAAGCACGGCAGGCCUGGUAUUGGUGCCACCCACUCUUCCCGGUUCAUCCCUCUCAAGUGAGAUGCAUUUACUCCAAUAUAUACUUAUGCUAUAAUAACAUGGCCGCCAUUCGAACCUUCCAUUUUUGCAAUUUGUGAUUUUGCAUUGUUUUUACCUAAUCUGAAUUUAGGAAAGACUUUAUCCCUUUCAUGCUCUGUUGGGAUGGUUAUUGUACUUUGAUGUUGAUCUUUUGAUUAGUGUAGGAUUCACAA
Molecule: messenger RNA, 756 nt
Organism: Ipomoea nil (Japanese morning glory)
Lineage: Eukaryota; Viridiplantae; Streptophyta; Magnoliopsida; Solanales; Convolvulaceae
Product: 40S ribosomal protein S15-like
Exons: 4
Coding region: 110-565 (151 amino acids)
Biological process (GO): translation; ribosomal small subunit assembly
Cellular component (GO): cytosolic small ribosomal subunit; ribosome
Molecular function (GO): RNA binding; structural constituent of ribosome
Source: RefSeq, a predicted model, not a curated record